AUUUGAUCUGUCGGACAGGGACAAGUUCUUUGACAGCAAGACCAGGAGCUCAAUAGUCUAUGAGGUACUGAAGAGGACUAGAUGCACCAGAGCCAAAUAUUCCAUGGCAUAUCGAUCCCGGUCAUUCAAAGACUCAACGGCAGAUGGUUCAGUGAACCGUGGGAUAACCAGUCUGCUAGCCAAUGGUGUCUAUACAUCUGCUUAUCCUCUGCAUGACGGAGACAUCGAGGGGGUGAAUGCAGAACCUAACGACAGGAAGCUGCUGUACGAGCAGUGGGCCAGCUACAGCUACUUCUACAAGUACCAGCCUAUUGGACUCAUCAGGAAAUAUUUUGGGGAGAAGGUUGGACUGUACUUUGCCUGGUUAGGAGUCUACACACAGAUGCUGAUCCCUGCAGCCAUAGUUGGAGUCAUUGUAUUCCUCUAUGGCUGCGCCACCGUCGACGAUAACAUACCGAGUAUGGAGAUUUGUGAUCCCAGGCACAACAUCACCAUGUGUCCGCUCUGCGAUCGCGCCUGCAGCUACUGGAAGCUGGUGACGGCGUGUGGUACAGCCCGAGCCAGCCACCUGUUCGAUAACCCAGCCACUGUCUUCUUCUCCAUCUUCAUGGCCCUCUGGGCGGUUCUGUUCAUGGAGCACUGGAAGAGACGACAGAUGCGACUCAACUAUAUCUGGGACCUGACGGGCUUCGGAGAGGAGGAGGAGGAGGAGCAUAAGGACCACAACCGAGCCGAGUACGAGUUCCGGGUCAUGCGAAAGACAAUAAGAAAGGAGCACCCAACCCCGAAGAGAGAGGAAAGUGAGAAGGGGAAGGAGAAGGGGAAGGAGAAGCUGACGUGUACAGACAGACUGCCAGCUUACCUGACCACUCUGGUGACGAUGGUCUUCAUGAUCCUGGUGACAUUUGCCAUAGUCUUCGGGGUCAUUCUGUAUCGGAUUAGCAUUAAAGCAGCCCUGCACAUGAGCACCUACUCUGCCCGUCCAACAUCCGAGCCACUGUCAAGGCACGCCGCCAUCAUCAACCUCGUCGUCAUCAUCAUCUUAGACGAAGUCUAUGCCGCCAUUGCCCGCUGGCUUACCACACUGGGUGAGGCUCAUUUAACUGUUAAUCCCCUUAAAGGCAUGGAUGGUCCUUAA
Etheostoma spectabile (orangethroat darter) is the source of this 1138-nucleotide messenger RNA. Its product is annotated as anoctamin-1-like. Gene Ontology annotation, molecular function: intracellularly calcium-gated chloride channel activity; protein dimerization activity. The transcript is spliced from 13 exons. The annotation marks the transcript as partial. The record is from RefSeq and is a predicted model, not a curated record. Gene Ontology annotation, biological process: chloride transmembrane transport. Gene Ontology annotation, cellular component: plasma membrane. NCBI's taxonomy places the organism in Eukaryota, Metazoa, Chordata, Actinopteri, Perciformes, Percidae.